Larimichthys crocea (large yellow croaker) is the source of this 2503-nucleotide messenger RNA. Its product is annotated as ceramide synthase 2. Lineage: Eukaryota; Metazoa; Chordata; Actinopteri; Sciaenidae. Gene Ontology annotation, molecular function: sphingosine N-acyltransferase activity; DNA binding. The transcript is spliced from 11 exons. Gene Ontology annotation, biological process: ceramide biosynthetic process. The record is from RefSeq and is a predicted model, not a curated record. Bases 137 to 1351 code for a protein of 404 amino acids. Gene Ontology annotation, cellular component: membrane.
UGAUGGUGGUGGUGGUGGUGACAGCGCGUUCCUCUCCCCGCCCUCAGCAGGAGCAGGUUGCGUCAAACACGCUCCUCCUCUCCCGUUUGCAGCCCUAAACGCUUCUGCUCAUCCCCAUCACAGGAGCGCGGACAGGAUGGAGGACCUGUUAAAUGAGUGGCUGUGGCGGGAUGAGUACUGGCUUCCUCCUGGUAUCCACUGGCAGGACAUUGAGAUGAAGGAGGACGAGGGCCACUAUCCUGUACCCAGGGAUCUCAUCUACACCUUGCCUCUGGCCUUCGCCUUUAUAGCCUUCAGAUAUGUCUUUGAGAGGACCAUCGCAGUCCCAUUAAGUAAAUGUUUAGGUGUGAAGGACCGGAUCCGUAUUCGACCCGCUUCUAUCCCAAAGCUGGAGACCUUCUACAAGCAGAACAAUCGGCAGCCAACGCAAAGUGAGGUGGUGAACUUGGGGAAGCAGUGUGGACUCUCGCAGAGAAAGAUCCAGACCUGGUUCAGACACAGAAGGAACCAAGACCGACCCAGCAACACCAAAAAGUUCUGCGAGGCCUCCUGGCGUUUUGUCUUCUACUUCAUAGCGUUCACUGCAGGGCUCGCCUCUUUAAUUAAUGCACCAUGGUCCUGGGAUCUCAGAGAGUGCUGGAGGGGUUACCCCAAACAGCCGGUGUCCGAGGCUCAUUACUGGUAUUACAUCAUGGAAAUGGGCUUCUAUGUGUCGCUGCUCCUGUGUGUCUCUGUGGAUGUCAAGCGAAAAGAUUUCAAGGAACAGGUGAUUCAUCACAUUGCCACCAUAUUCCUCAUUGGUUUCUCCUACUGCGCCAACUUUGUGAGAGUUGGCACUCUGGUGAUGCUGUUGCAUGACUCUUCAGACGUCCUUCUAGAGUCUGCGAAGAUGCUUCACUAUGGUGGCUGGACAAAGAUAUGUGACUCCCUAUUUGUCGUCUUCGCUCUGGUCUUCCUGUGGACAAGGCUGGUGGUGUUCCCUGGAAGAGUGCUCCAUACAACCCUGGUGUUGUCUCUGGAGUUCUUCGAGCCCUUCUGUGGUUAUUAUUUCUUCAAUGCGCUGCUGUUAGUGCUGCAAGCUCUGCACAUCUUCUGGGCUUAUCUGAUCCUGCGCAUGAUUUACAAGUUCAUGUUCAUGGGCAAGGUGGAGCGUGAUGAACGUAGCGAUGAGGAGAGUGAGGUAGACGAUGAAGAGGAAGAGGAUGAGCCCGAUGAAGAAGGGGAUGAGUGCAGCUGGGAGCAAAGAAAGGGCGCAAUCAACUCCAAACUGGCCUCGCUGGCUAACAACUGUGUCCUGAACAACCUGACCAACCAGAGAAAUAUCAACAGCAGGCUACCCAAAGCCAGAUAGUGAAACAGCCUCCUUCUACAUCUACCAGACCUCACUGGAAAAGAAAAGUUAUUCCCCCUUCCCACUUUUGAAGAUUAACUCAUGUCUGAUAUAUGAUACAAAUGGCUUAUGUACAUCCGACACGGUCCAUUGAUGAUUUCAGAUCAGGGUAAGUCUGCAUCCUGCUUAUUUUGAAAAAAGAUGGCAAAGUACAGAUGAUUGUAAAACUUAGCGUGAGACUAGGAAGAAAUGCCAUCACCCAUACCACUACAUAUGAUAUAUUGGGCAAAACAAAGGAGAAAUUUCCUUUACAACAAAUCAUAUGUGUUGAUUUAGCAGAUUUUGUAUUUAUACGGUUUCUUUUCAUUGUACUAUAAUAACUUGUUUGUAAAUACAUAAGGAUACAAGUACCUGGGCUGUACUAUAAUGCAUUUGUCCUUUCUUUGGUCAACAAGAGAAACUAAAUGUUUUUUAAUAAUAUGUUUUAAACAGAGCAACCCUAAGUUAGAAUUUAAUAGUAAUUCACUCCCACAGCUUUGUAACCACAUACACAAUAUGGUUGAUUGUACAUAGGCUAUUAAGAACAUUGAUUGUAGUAAAUCUGUUGAUAAUCCACUUUAUAUAUCUAUUUUUUAUGAACCAUUUACUCAACAGGUAAUUUUUAUGUUAUUGUAAUCUGUGACAGAAUAUGAAAGGCUACUGCAGAAAUUCCCGAGGGAUGAAAUAGUUAUAUUUUUCUGUGAUAGGAUUUGAUUUUGUCAGUUAUGUUUAAGCUCUUUGGCGCCCCCUGUUGGUUAAAGAAGAACAUGUCCUUGUCCACUCCCCAUGUCUGAUGACAUGAUGCCUUUACAAAAAAUUUACUGCUCCUAGAAAUAGUGUCUGUUUGUUUGUUUGUUUGUUUGUUUGUUUGUUUGUUUGUUUUUUCUACUUUAAUAUUAUUGUGACAGGCAACCUGAUUUCUGUUAAAGUUUGCUCAACUGGACUUUAGUUUUGUGCCUUGGCUGCUGUUUUAUUUUUUACACUAUUCUGUAACAAGCACUUGAUGUUAAUCUCUUUGUGUGAGUAGGACUACCUUUACUGGACAAACACACAAGCCAGACUGUGACUGGUUCUAAUGUUUUCUUUGAAAUGUUGGUGAUGCUGAUGGGCAUUAGUGAUGUAUUUUACAUAGUG